Molecule: messenger RNA, 1187 nt
Organism: Melopsittacus undulatus (budgerigar)
Lineage: Eukaryota; Metazoa; Chordata; Aves; Psittaciformes; Psittaculidae
Gene: BCL2L1
Product: BCL2 like 1
Exons: 3
Coding region: 243-938 (231 amino acids)
Biological process (GO): negative regulation of intrinsic apoptotic signaling pathway; intrinsic apoptotic signaling pathway in response to DNA damage; extrinsic apoptotic signaling pathway in absence of ligand
Cellular component (GO): mitochondrial outer membrane
Molecular function (GO): protein homodimerization activity; protein heterodimerization activity
Source: RefSeq, a predicted model, not a curated record
GCGAUGCAGACGCACCCCGGGGCCUGCUGAUCGGGCCGAGGCCCGGCGGCGCUCCCGGCGGCCCACGGCGGCGCUGCCGGCCCGACCUGCGGGGCACGGACCGGAGCGACCGGAGCCUCCGCCGGCCGUGAGGUCAGAUGCUCCCAUCGGCGGUGCAGAAGACAGCGGGGUCGGGAGCUGCUGAGUGCUGAUCUGUGCGUGCUCCGGACCAUGGACUCAUUGAGGCCGUCCCAGGUGUGAAAAUGUCCAGCAGCAACCGGGCGUUAGUGAUUGACUUUGUGUCCUACAAGCUCUCGCAGAAGGGCCACAGCUGGAGCCAGCUGGAGGAGGAGGAUGAGAACAGGACUGACUUGGCAGCCGAGGAGGUGGAGAUGGACGGCGUCCUCAACGGGAGCCCCUCCUGGCACCCGCCCGCCAGCCACGUAGUGAAUGGAGCCACCACCGUGCACCGGAGCAGCCUCCAGGUCCCCACCGUGGUUCAAGCGGCCGACGUGAGGCAGGCGCUGAGAGAGGCAGGGGAUGAGUUUGAGCUGCGGUACCGACGGGCGUUCAGCGACCUCACGUCCCAGCUCCACAUCACCCCCGGCACCGCGUACCAGAGCUUUGAGCAGGUGGUGAAUGAACUCUUCCGCGAUGGAGUGAACUGGGGGCGCAUCGUGGCUUUCUUCUCCUUCGGAGGAGCCUUGUGUGUGGAGAGCGUUGACAAGGAGAUGCGGGUACUGGUGGGACGCAUUGUGUCUUGGAUGACCACCUACUUGACCGACCACCUAGAUCCCUGGAUCCAGGAGAAUGGCGGAUGGGAGCGCUUUGUGGACCUCUAUGGGAACGAUGCUGCUGCCGAGGUGAGGAAGGGCCAAGAGACCUUCAACAAGUGGCUCCUGACCGGGGCGACGGUGGCCGGGGUGCUCCUGCUGGGAUCCCUGCUGAGCCGCAAGUGAGGCCCCCGCCGCCCCCCCCAUCCACUACACUCCUCCCGUGCACCGAGGGCCCCCCCGCUCCUCUCUCAUAGCCCCCCCAAUCCCUCCCAUGUGUUUUAAGGCGCUGAGGCCACGGCAGCACUUCAGCCACCAGUUCCCAUACUGGGGGGACCCGGGCGGGGGGGGAUGGGCAGAAGGUGCCCCCCCCCUCCCCCUCCCAGCAGGGUCCUCCAGGUCACUUGGAAGAGAAUAAACAGACUUAUUUUUGCA